AAAUGCAGCUCAGUUACUGUGCAUCUCGCCCGACGGAUUCACUGUUGUGUUUAUCAUCUUUUCGAAUUAUAUUCUUCAGUGAUUAUGUCUCGUUCUCAAUCUCAAUCUCAAUCUCUAUCUAAUUCGACUGAGGAUAUUUUCGAUUCCUCGCUGAAUCUAGAGGAGACUCACUUCAAGGAAUGUUUUGAUGAUGGCUACAAACAGGGCCUAAUCGUUGGCAAGGAGGAGGCCCUUGAUGUUGGCUUGAAACAGGGGUUUGAAGUUGGCCAAGAAAUCGGGUUCUACAGGGGAUGCGUUGACGUAUGGAACUCGGCGAUUCGGAUCGACCCAUCCUCAUUCUCAAAGCGCCUCCAGCAGAGCAUAAAACGGAUGGAGGAGUUGAUUGAGAAAUACCCACUGAUGGAGCCUGAGGAUGAGAGUGUUCAAGAGAGAGUGGACGAAUUGAGGCUGAAAUUUCGGGUUAUUCGUUCGGGUUUGGGUGUGAAGUUGGAGUAUGAGGGAUACCCGAAACCCAAAGACGUUGAGUUUUGAUUUCUGUUGUCGGUCUGUGUAAAGGGAUGGCCUGAAUGUUUUAGGAUUAGCUUGGAAAUUUGCUAAUCAAAUCAAUCCGGUAGCUGAAUUGUGGUUUAGAGCUGGUUUAUUGUUAGAAUAGUUUGUUCUCUCCUCUUUUAUUCUGAAAAUUUAGUUGAAUGCUUCUGUAGUCAUAAUUAAGUAUGUUUUCUUCGUGAUUGAAUUCAGAUGUCUCGUUCUGAGCCUAAAUUCCUU
Molecule: messenger RNA, 765 nt
Organism: Tripterygium wilfordii
Lineage: Eukaryota; Viridiplantae; Streptophyta; Magnoliopsida; Celastrales; Celastraceae
Product: protein LTO1 homolog
Exons: 1
Coding region: 85-531 (148 amino acids)
Source: RefSeq, a predicted model, not a curated record